UAUAGAACGUUUUUGGAUUGCAACCGGCCAAGUCGCAUAUCGCCCGAUAGAGCAUUUUAUACGCAUAUUUACAUACCUACAUACAGCGUGCGGUGACGAUGUACCACCAUCAUCAUCAGCUAUGCUGCGCAGCAUGAGGCGAAUAUCGAUCGUGUGAUUUUUUCGUUCGACUGACGGCAGAACUGCUCAAAUCACUAUCAGAAACUAUUUUUGUAAGUAAGUUGAGAGGAGGAUCACAUUUCGAGGGGCCUUGCUUUCGACAACGUGAGCACUAACCGGCUGAUUACAAAGAGGAUUGUAUUCGGUGAUAAGGUAUCGCGUUACUCUUUCAUUCCGCCUGGGAUUGUUAGGAUUGUGAAGCUUAGUGAGAAAUUGAACCCUUCCAAGUUGCCCGUCAGUCGAACCGAAUCGAAAAUGUCACUGUCCAGCCUGUACAAACGUGCCCUGGUCAAGUAUCCCGUGCUGGUGCAGUCGGUACAAUCCGGCAUUCUGAUGGGAACAGGCGAUAUUAUCGCGCAGACUCUGAUCGAGAAACGGAAUCUGAAAACCCUUGACGGAAUGCGGGCAUUCCGGUUCUUCGGCAUUGGAUUUUGCAUUGGCGGACCUGGCCUUCGCAAGUGGUACGGAGUAUUGGACAAACACAUCACCGGCAAAACAAAGGCGGCGGCCACCUUCAAGAAGGUGGCCCUCGACCAGUUAGUCUUCGCACCAGUCUUCCUGGGAACACUCAUCGGCACAAUUGGGCUGAUGCAAGGCAACGACAGAGAACAAAUCGAGCGCAAGCUGCGAAACGAAUACACCGACAUCCUGCUGACGAACUACUACAUCUGGCCGUGGGUUCAGUUGACCAAUUUCUACCUGGUGCCAUUGAACUACCAAGUGCUGCUAGUACAGUUUGUGGCCGUGUUCUGGAACACGUACCUCUCGUGGAAGACAAACUGCAGCGAUUCGUCGAAGUUGUUGGCCAUCAAGCCGUCCGAUCCAGUCGUGACGACAGAAGAAACGAAGGAGAAUGCCUUCUAGGAAGGGAUGACCUGUGCCUGGCACGAUCGGUGCCAUCGGACGGAACUGGAACAUUCAGAUGUGAUAUUUAAGCUCGGUUUUAGAUGUAGUAGAACAAUGAACUAAUUGUUUGAUGAAUAGAAAUUAAUUGCAAAUCUUCUCGUUGAGGCGGACAGUGAAAAAAAUAAACAUUUUAAGGAAAUAAAGAGAAAUUACACAA
Molecule: messenger RNA, 1222 nt
Organism: Aedes albopictus (Asian tiger mosquito)
Lineage: Eukaryota; Metazoa; Arthropoda; Insecta; Diptera; Culicidae
Gene: Mpv17
Product: protein Mpv17
Exons: 3
Coding region: 415-1023 (202 amino acids)
Biological process (GO): cellular response to reactive oxygen species
Cellular component (GO): mitochondrion; cytoplasm; membrane
Source: RefSeq, a predicted model, not a curated record